Molecule: messenger RNA, 1077 nt
Organism: Vigna umbellata (rice bean)
Lineage: Eukaryota; Viridiplantae; Streptophyta; Magnoliopsida; Fabales; Fabaceae
Product: large ribosomal subunit protein eL32z-like
Biological process (GO): translation
Cellular component (GO): ribosome; cytosolic large ribosomal subunit
Molecular function (GO): structural constituent of ribosome
Source: RefSeq, a predicted model, not a curated record
UGAAGCGCUUAUAUAUACGAACUCUAUCUCCUAACUAUACCGCAACCAAAGCCAGUUCAGAAAAAAUGGCCGUGCCUCUAAUCUCGAAGAAGAUCGUGAAGAAGAGAGUGAAGAGGUUCAAGAGGCCUCAGAGUGACCGCAAGAUUUCCGUCAAGCCUAGCUGGCGUAGACCGAAGGGUAUUGAUUCUCGUGUCAGGAGAAAGUUCAAAGGAUGUGUUUUGAUGCCAAACAUUGGUUAUGGGUCAGACAAGAGGACUCGUCACUAUCUGCCUAACGGUUUCAAAAAAUUUGUUGUUAGCAACGUGAAGGACUUGGAAUUGCUAAUGAUGCACAACAGAACUUAUUGUGCCGAGAUUGCACACAAUGUAUCAACAAGGAAGAGGAAAGAAAUAGUUGAGAGAGCUGCGCAGCUUGAUGUUGUCGUGACAAAUAAAACCGCCAGAUUACGCAGCCAGGAGGAUGAAUAGUCACUUUCUUUCCGUGUUUGUAUUGAUACUUGAUAUCGGAUUUGGAUACUGUUUUUAAUUUGUUCUUUGAGUCAUUGUAAUAUGCUGUACAAUUAAAUUAUUAAUUGGUAACAUAUUUUCUUGUCUUAGUAAAUUACACUAAUUAGUGAAUGGAAAAUUUAGUUUACAACAUGCUAUUUGUGUUAAUUUGUAUAUCAAUGCCCCCGUUGUAACUUAUUUUAACUUAGUCCUAUUAAGGUUAUGCACAUUUCGAAGAUUUGCAAGGCUCCAUUACAGCCUGUGAAUUCAAAGCAUGUGCCAAAGCAAAUGUCAUUCUCUUUAUAUUUCAGAUUCUCUUGGUUUCCAUGUCUUGAGGAUUUUGUGCAGGAUGAUAGACAUUCUCGAAUUAUUCUUUUUGCUUAUCUAUGUAAGAUAUUAUUUGUUGGUGAAUUCUUGUCGCUUUUUGAUGUUCAUGAUUAAAUGCUGUGCUUAUGGACGGUCUUGUGCUGAUUAGAUAUUACAUCUGCACAAAACAUCAACCUAAGCUACACCUAAUGCUACCACUGUUAAUGUCUUUUUAAUGUUUUCCAAUUUGCAUGGAAUAACAUUUUGACAAUGGGGCAAAAAUUGU